CGUCGCCCUCGCUAGCCGCGAACGGGAAAUUACCCCACCAACACAUCCCAAGCACAUAGAAAUGUCUUUCCUCCCACAAAGCACCCAGCCGGGUGACCCAAUCAAAGAAAGGUACCGAAAGGAUAAAGAGCGGGAAAAUGGCCCCUCAUUCCCGUAAUUAACAUGGCGCCUGAUUAGCUUCAAAGCCCACGGGAAGCCUAAGCACAAGAUGGAGCCUGCUCUAUCCUCCUAUCUGUAUCGCAGAUCAGCGAACUUCGAUUUCUCUCUUCUCCUGAUGCAACUCUACAUCCUACCCAGGAGGAGCCUGAGGCUGCGAAAAGGGAAUCAUAUGGAAAGAGAAUCAGUUGGCUUUAUCCAAGGUUCCAGGACUAGGCCUGGUCUCCCUGGAAGGUUGACUCAGGUGCGCUUAGCCCCAAAUUUUCAUACUGUCACUGGCUAAGAUUGUCGUCAAUCUUCAUCUGAAGAUGACUUUCAUCUUCAAAAAAGAGUGGGAGUGGCUUUCAGAGGGGAAGGGGCUUGUCAAGGAAUAUAAGAGGCUUCAGGAACAACAUGGAGACUUUGGAAGGGGUAGGCGGGACCUGAACACGAGUGGGCGGGGUUUAACCACACUCGGCGGGGCUUAGAGCGGGGCGGGAGUUCAUUCACAAGGGGAGAGCUUAAAAGCAUUCAGUGGCAUAGAAGUGACUUGGAAGUGAUUAGGAAGCUAGAUGAGUGGUGGAAGGGGUUGUAGGAGAGUGGGAGGGGCUUAAAGAGCAGUAGGUGUGGCUUGGGUAGAUGGGCGUGGCUUAUAAGGUAGUAGGCCGGGCCUCACAGGUCUGUGAGUCCAAGGAGCCUGAUAGGGGGAGGCUGAUGGGGACGUGGCCCCCUCACCCCACUCCAUGUCUCCCCGCUCCAGAGAGAGCCCCCACCCGCCACUGCCCUCGCACCACGCCACCAUGGAUGACGCCCCGCUGCCAGCGCCCCCGGUCCCUGCCCCGGCUCCGCCCGCUGUUGCCCCCCGCGUCCCGUUUCACUGCAGUGAGUGUGGCAAGAGCUUCCGCUACCGUUCGGACCUGCGGCGCCACUUCGCUCGGCACACUGCGCUCAAACCUCACGCGUGUCCGCGCUGCGGCAAAGGCUUCAAGCACAGCUUCAACCUGGCCAACCACCUGCGCUCGCACACCGGCGAGCGGCCCUACCGCUGCUCCGCCUGCCCCAAGGGGUUCCGAGACUCCACCGGCCUGCUGCACCACCAGGUCGUCCACACUGGCGAGAAGCCCUACUGCUGCCUAGUCUGCGAGCUCCGCUUCUCCUCGCGCUCCAGCCUGGGCCGCCACCUCAAGCGCCAGCACCGUGGGGUGCUCCCGUCCCCCCUGCAGCCCGGCCCAGGCCUGCCCGCCCUGAGCGCUCCCUGCUCGGUCUGCUGCAACGUGGGGCCCUGCUCGGUGUGCGGGGGCGCGGGGGCUGGCGGCGGAGAGGGCCCAGAGGGGGCAGGCGCGGGCCCGGGGAGCUGGGGGCUGGCGGAGGCGGCGGCCGCGGCGGCGGCCUCACUGCCCCCGUUCGCGUGCGGUGCUUGCGCGCGGCGCUUCGACCAGGGCCGCGAGCUGGCAGCCCACUGGGCUGCGCACACCGACGUGAAGCCCUUCAAGUGUCCGCGCUGUGAGCGCGACUUCAACGCCCCCGCGCUGCUGGAGAGGCACAAGCUGACCCACGACCUGCAGGGACCGGGCGCGCCCCCCGCGCAGGCCUGGGUCUCCGGGGCUGGCGCCGUGCCCGAGACGGCCGGCGAGGGCGGCGCUGCGGAGGCGGGCGAGGCUCAGCCGGCCUGGGACGGCAGGCUGCUCCUGGGCCGCGCCGGGGGCGGCGUGCCCGAGCUGGGGGGCCUGCUCCCCGAGAGCGGCGGGGAGGCCCCUGCGCCCGCGGCCGCGGCCGAGCCGUCGGAAGACACCCUCUACCAGUGCGACUGCGGGACCUUCUUCGCGUCGGCGGCGGCGCUGGCCAGCCACCUGGAGGCGCACUCGCGCCCCGCGACCUACGGCUGCGGCCACUGCGGGGCCCUCUACGCGGCCCUGGCGGCCCUGGAGGAGCACCGGCGCGCCAGCCACGGCGAGGGCGGCGGUGCGGAGGAGGCGGCGGCGCCCGCCCCGGAGAGGGAGCCCGCGUCUGGGGAGCCUGCGUCCGGCUCGGGCCGCGGCAAGAAGAUCUUCGGCUGCUCCGAGUGCGAGAAGCUGUUCCGCUCGCCGCGGGACCUGGAGCGGCACGUGCUGGUGCACACGGGCGAGAAGCCGUUCCCGUGCCUGGAGUGCGGCAAGUUCUUCCGCCACGAGUGCUACCUCAAGCGCCACCGGCUGCUGCACGGCACCGAGCGGCCCUUCCCCUGCCACAUCUGCGGCAAGGGCUUCAUCACGCUCAGCAACCUCUCCAGGCACCUGAAGCUGCACCGGGGCAUGGACUGACGUGGCCAGGCCGUGCGCCCCUCCGCUAGACCACCCCUCCCGAGGGCUGGACUCAGGGCCCGGGCCAAGGGACCUAGGGACCACGAGGGAGGCCCCGGCCCUCCAGACCCAGACACGGGCCCCUGAGCUGGGGGGCAGUGAAUAAACGGAGAGAUUCCUCAGCUCCAGGCCCCUGGAAUGCGUGCUGAGCACUCCCAAAUCAACAGGCUCCUAAGCUGCGGGAGAAAUGGGUCUCCACAAGUACUUCUCAUCUUGCGGGCCCAAAUAAUAAAAGAUGGGCACCCCUCCCCCAAGGGAAGACUGGCCCUCUCCCUAAGAGCCAUCAUUCCGACGACCUUGAUCCGGAGAAUGGGGGGGAGCCAUGUCCCCGGAUUUCCCUGGAUCCCCUCCCAAUGCUACCCACCAGAGUCACUGGUGCCCCCAGAUAAAGGAUAUAGCCGGAAUCUGCCUCUCCACUCCCCCGACUUUACUCCCUAUGCGGAAAGAGGACCAGGGUAGUCGCCCCCUGCCCUCAACCCCUUCCCCAAUUAGGUCUCCCUCCCCUACUAAGGAAUGGAUCGACCCUAAUGAUCUCCCCCACCCCAAAAAACUAGAAUAGCCUGGUUCAAAAUCCCUGCGCCCAGUAGGAUGGACUGAUCCAGAUACACAUACCCCCACGCCCUGUCCACUGGAAUGGGCUGCUCCAGGUUGCCACCUGCGCCCCACCCUCCUUAGAAUGCAUACGGCAGGCACUCCUCCCCUUCCUCUAGCGUGUGGGCAGGUCCACGUCAUUCCGCAUUAUGUGAACUCAUGAGUGGGAGGUGGGGGACAUUGGGGUAUCCCUCCCACUCUGCUGUAGCACCUGUCGGUCUUUCUCUCCAUGUCUGUCAGUUUGUCUCUGUGUUCUUCCCAACCCCAGGGGGAAGGGGGAUUUGGCUAGGGGGUUUCCCCCUGUGAGCCUCGACCUUGCCCCCAUCCCACUCCCCAGUGUCUCCUGGACCCCAAUAAACCUCGUCCUGUCAGCCAC
This is a messenger RNA of Lagenorhynchus albirostris (white-beaked dolphin), 3441 nucleotides long. RefSeq names its product FLT3 interacting zinc finger 1 (gene FIZ1). Gene Ontology annotation, molecular function: RNA polymerase II transcription regulatory region sequence-specific DNA binding; DNA-binding transcription factor activity, RNA polymerase II-specific. Gene Ontology annotation, biological process: regulation of transcription by RNA polymerase II. Gene Ontology annotation, cellular component: nucleus. Lineage: Eukaryota; Metazoa; Chordata; Mammalia; Artiodactyla; Delphinidae. Bases 879 to 2435 code for a protein of 518 amino acids. The record is from RefSeq and is a predicted model, not a curated record. The transcript is spliced from 3 exons.